UCUUGCGCACUAAACUGUUCUCCGUUUAGCGUCACUGUCAUGACAACAAGACGAUGGCUCCAAGCGAGAAGAUGAGAAAUGUGUUGUUUGCGUGAAGCAGGAGUAACAAACGAGGAGUAACUCUUCUGUAAAGUUGGAGGCGCCAUGUCUCUUUUCAAAGCCCGUGACUGGUGGUCAGCUGCUCUCGGUGAGGGAGAGGAAUUUGACCAGGGAUGCCUGUGUGUUGGAGAUGUGGACAACAGUGGUACAGGACACGACAAGAUUGUUGUGGGCAGCUACAUGGGGAUGCUGCGGAUUUUCUCUCCAAAUGCCAAUAAGCUGAGCGAUGGUGGCACGGCCGAUGCACAGCUCCUUGAAGUUCAACUUCAAAAUGCCAUUAUUCAGGUGGAAGUUGGGAAGUUUGUCUCGUGUUCAGACCUCCUUCAUCUGGCUGUUCUUCACCCAAGAAAGCUGUCAGUUUACUCUGUGACAGGUACUUCAGGGAAUGUAGAACAUGGAGAUCAGUACCAGCUGAAGUUGGUGUAUGAGCAUAACCUGCAAAGAACAGCCUUCAACAUGACAUAUGGCAUGUUUGGAGGAGUCACAGGUCACCAUUCCUUGUGCAUCCAGUCUAUGGAUGGGAUGCUGAUGUUCUUUGAGCAGGACAGCUACUCUUUUGGCAGGUUCCUUCCUGGCUUUCUACUGCCUGGUCCGCUGGCCUACAAUCCCAGAACCGACAGCUUCCUCACUGUGUCUUCUGCACGCCAGCUUGAAGGCUACAAAUAUGAGACUCUGGCCAUUGCUACAGAUGCAGAGAGUCGACAGGAUUCAAAUUUACUCCCUAAAACUGGGGGCAAGAGGCUGACGCCUGACUGGACAUUUGUCCUGGGAGAACAGGCCCUGGACAUAUCAGUACCCUCAUUCUCCCAUUCUUCUUCCUCCAUCAUGGUGCUGGGCGAGAGGAACCUCUUCUGUCUUCGUGAUAACGCACAGAUACGCUUCAUGAAGAAACUGGAAUUUAAUCCCAGCUGUUUCCUACCCUAUAUCUCAGUGAAAGAUGGCACCAUAAACCUGCUGCUUGGUAACCACAACAACAUGCUGCUGGUUUACCAGGACAUCACGCUGAAGUGGGCAGCCCAGCUUCCCUAUGUCCCCGUGGCUGUUCGUGUCGCCAAUCUCCUGGAGCUGAAGGGUGUUGUGGUCAGUCUGAGCUCAGACGGACAUCUUUUGUGCUCUUACAUGGGUACAGACCCCUCCUUUUUCUCAACUCCAAAAGUAGAUGCUAGAGAGGCUGAUUAUGAGCAGAUUGAUGCUGAGAUGAAGAAACUGCAGAGGUUCAUCAGAGAGGCUACAAGAACUCAAGAUAUACUUCCCAAAUCUGAUGCUGUGGAUGACCUGUCUGUCAAGGCGACUGUGUCUUCAUGCCUCGACACACCAUCGCAAGCUCUAAUCCAAGAUAUUGAUGGUCUGCCUGUACCCUCAGUUACUGUACAGGUGAAGGUGAAGACCAACUCUGUUCUACAGUCUGCUAAGCUGUCCAUUUGUGUCCAGCCCCCCCUGGCUGUCACUCAAGACCAGUUUGUUUUGGAGCCAAUGGGUGUUGGUUCAACCAAAGAAGUGGCUUUUUCAGCUUUCCUCAAUGCCCAAUACCUACCUGCUGACCUGACCGGAGAUAUUGUCGUGUCCUAUAGUUCGCCAACAGGGGUUCCCAGGGUUCUCCAGUCCAGGUUCAGUCUUCCUCUGGCUCUGGUGUGUCUACCUUCAUCUCCAGCCAAAAACACCACGUUUAAGAUCACUGUGGACACCAACCAGCCACCAGUUGACCUCAGCGCUAUCUUCAGAGAGUUUUCAACAAAAACAGAAGAUAAGGAUGGGAACAGUUUGGCUUUUCAGUUUCUAUCAGGAGCCAAAGUCACUGUGCUGGCCUCUAAGACUUCCCAGCGUUACCGCAUUCAGAGCGACAGUUUUGAGGACAUGUGGCUGGUGGUGAAGGAACUCGUUCAAAGGUUUGAUCAACAUUUCUCCAAAUUGGGAACCAAAGACUUCAAGAAAAGCUUUAGUGGUCCGAUGCCACUUCAAGAAUACUUCCUGUCUGUAGACAAUCACUUUCAGCUGCGUGUCAGUGCUCAGCAGUAUCAGGAUCUGCUGUCAGAGCGAGCUGUCCAGUUCAGAGCUAUCCAAAGGCGACUGCUGACCCGAUUCAAAGACAAGACCCCGGCACCUCUCCAGAACCUGGACAAACUCCUGGACGCCACUUACAACCAGGUCAUUGCCUUGGCCGAGGCUGCAGAGGAGAACCGGGCGCUACUGGAACAGGCUUUUGUCCGUCUGCGGAGCGCCACUCACCUGCUGGUGCUGCUCCUGUCCCUGUGGCAGGGCCUGACCCCUGACCAGACCGCCAUUCUGGAGGCCACCUUGCUGCCGCUGCUGCAGGACACACCGCAGCUGGGCUGGGAGGAGAGCUGUGAUGCGGCAGUCUCCCACCUUCUCCGGAGCUGCUUGUCGCGAAGCCCCAAGGACCAGGCCACUUCUCUGGCGCAGGCAGGCGGUCCCGUGCUGGGCCUUCCCCAAGACACCACCCGCCUCAAGAAACACAUAGCCCUGCUCUGUGAUCGCAUUGGGAAGGGAGGGCGGCUCACCCUGGCUUCUGAAGCUAAUGUCCAGAUCCCUGCACACAUUCAGAAUCUCGCUGCUCCAGGAGGUGUUGAACCAAUAGCGGAGGUUUCUGGUGAUGGGGAGGAGCUGGAACCUCCCCAAGAAAUGACCAAAUUCAUCAAGAAGAAACCAUCAAAGAAAGUCAAGAAAGAAAAAGAGAAGAAAGAAGUUUCCAGAGAGCCAUCUGAGGCAGAUGUGAAAGAGGAAGCAGGAGUUGCAGGAGCAGAGGAGACCCUCAAGGAGGCGAAAAGGGAGAAAAAGGAGUCAUCAAAAGACAAAAAAGAGUCAAAGAAGGAUGCCAGCAAGGAGCCCAAAGAGCCCAAGGAUGACACGAAGAAGAAAGAGUCAUCUUCUUCCAAGGAAAAAAAAGAGAAGAAGGAGAAGGACAAAGACAAAGAAGGAAAGGAGUCUGGGGACAAAAAAGUGUCCAGGAAGUCCUCCUUAAAAGUAAAAGAGAAGAAGAAAGACCCGGAAGCCGGAGAGGGCUGAUGGACGCAAUGCAAUAUGUUAUCUUUAUAUGCAUUUACAAAUAUAAAGUUCAUCUUCCACACUUAUACUGUUAACAUGUCAACAUAAACAGGGCAAUGUAACAGAAAAAUGUCCACUUAUACGGUUUACAUAUGUAUUUAGUUGUAAAUAUUCUGUUAGGGUUACAUUUCUCAGUGGCAAAACCAUUUCCUCCCAGAUGUUUUUACGCAACCGCGCUGAUCCGCUGCUCUUCUGCUGAAUCCACAACAUAUAGCCGUUCAGCGACUGUGUUUUCCAACUGUGGUGAACUCGGAGUCGACGAGGAGUGAGGAUGAAUGCGAACUCCUCCUCCUGCUCGUCGUUGUCUUCGUCUUGCCUCAGCAGCAUUUGAACCCACAGCACUAAUUUCAGCAAGGGCCCCAAACCAGCUCACACCCACACACACUUUGAGGGUUCACCGGAGUAAAAACCAGGAAUAAAAAUCGCCUGGCUCGUCCGGCCGCCCUGCUGCUUCCGGGUAAAUCAAGGCUACAUCCCACAGCCUCCGCUGCUGCAGCCACCCCCAUCUGACCUUCACCGCUUUUUUAAGUUUGGUUCACUCAAGAUGAACGCGUGGUGGCGUAGGGACACGUACUUGUCCAAUUGGAGUUCCAACCUUUGCUCAUCUGUGAUUUAAGCAGCUUCAUUAAUGUCAGUUUAAAGAGAGUAAAUUAGAGUAAUAGGAGUGAAACGAGAAAACUAGACAUUUUUUAGAAGCAAAAAUUCCUAUGUUGUAAAAGAAAAAAUCUCAGAUUAGUACAAUAUAACAUAAACACUUUUUCUGAUAUUAUUUCCUUUCAGAGCCAAUUAGACAGGCAUGGCUUGAAAGUUUCCUUAAAGGAUUCAAACACUACAUUUAAGAAGCAUCUUUCACAAAAGACAAUUGUGUCUUGUCUUUUUGGUAAGGAUUUUCACAUUUUUAGUAUGAAAUUAAGACACAUUCUAAUUAUGUCUGCAGGUCCGCACAUCCUUUGAUGCAAGUUUUAGAAAAACUGCUUUUUUUCCAUUUUGAACCCACAGCACAUGUACAUUUGUACAUGUUUUGUCAUCCACAGACAGUAGAUCUUAAGAAUUUUAGGUCUGUUUCUGCCAGAAUUAACGUUUGUAGACUCCUGCCAAAGUUGCUAUUCCAGCAGCUCUGCGUUACUCUCUAAGUCCACAUGAAGCCUGUCUGUUGGUCCAAUUUAGGCUGUUUUCUUGUCCGGGACACUUAAUUUUAUUUUUAGCUUGUAUUGUGAAACAGAUGACUGUUUGAAAUGUUGGUCUCAGCCUCUGUUGUCUGAGCAAAAAACCCAUGGAGGGAAUAUAGUUUCCCUCCAUUUAAAAAAAAAAAAGAAAAAAUAGAUAUUUGAUUAUUUCACACAUGUUUAAGUGUAAAAGUUGAAAGAGCGCCAUCUCAUCUUUGCCAAGAAAGACUGUUAGAAAUCUUGGUGAUUUUGUAAAACUAUCCACAGGAUACCAUGCACUAUAAGUUUCAUAUCAUAUGUUGACAUGUUUGAAAUGUAGAGCAGGUUUUGGUUCACGUCCAUCAGGCUCCUCCUUUGAGUCUGCUUUUAUAGCCAUUGUUUUUCCCAGAAGACAUUUCUGUAAAAACCUUGCUAACUGUGAAGCCUGUAGUUAAAAUCCCCAAACAUGAGAAUAAAGUAAACUUAUUUAUGA
Gambusia affinis (western mosquitofish) is the source of this 4800-nucleotide messenger RNA. It is a transcript of the gene bbs9, whose product is annotated as Bardet-Biedl syndrome 9. The transcript has 22 exons. Gene Ontology annotation, biological process: cilium assembly. NCBI's taxonomy places the organism in Eukaryota, Metazoa, Chordata, Actinopteri, Cyprinodontiformes, Poeciliidae. The record is from RefSeq and is a predicted model, not a curated record. The coding region runs from base 145 to 3123 and encodes 992 amino acids. Gene Ontology annotation, cellular component: membrane; BBSome.